UGCCCUUCCAUACCGUUUUCCGGCAGCACAGCGUGGUGGAGGUCAGACAUGAUGUUCCAUAUAACCGGCGAUCAAGAAGAACUCUUUUUUUAAAUACAUAAUCAAAUACCCUGCGUUGUGAUUAACAAGAAGAGUUAUUGGCUCGGGCUAUACAGUGUAUUAAAGGUAGUGUCACCGCCCCUAGUAAAGGAGUCUGACUAAUUUACUCACAUAGCUUUAGCUGUAGCUACGUUAGCAUCAGUGUCACCUCUUCAGGUUAGAUAGAUUUAGUCUGUCAUUGUGGGGAUCAUGGAUAACAGUGCUCCAGCAUCUGGUGCUUAUAAAGGAGGAUUUGGUGGCAUGUUUGGUGGAGGAGGUUCUGAGUUUUCUGGAGUCCCACUGAGUGGAAUGAACCCCAUCUCACCCUACCUCAAUGUUGACCCUCGCUACCUUGUGCAGGACACAGAAGAAUUUAUAUUGCCAACUGGAGCAAGCAAAACACGUGGGCGUUUUGAACUAGCUUUCUUCACCAUUGGAGCAUCCUGCAUAACUGGGACCGCUUUCGGAGCACUGAACGGGCUUCGUCUGGGCGUGAAGGAGACCAGAGAUAUGGCAUGGUCAAAACCCAGAAAUGUUCAAAUAAUAAACAUGGUCACACGACAGGGAGCAUCAUGGGCUAACACAUUAGGAUCAAUAGCUCUGCUGUACAGUGCAUUUGGUGUGGCUAUAGAAAAGGCCAGAGGAGCAGAAGACGACAUUAACACAGUAGCUGCUGGGACGUUAACAGGGAUGAUGUUUAAAUCCACAAGUGGACUAAAAGGAGUUGCCAGAGGAGGUCUUGUCGGAUUAGCCAUGUCAGGAUUAUAUGCCCUCUACAACAACUGGGAUCACCUUAAAGGCACGACUCCUAUACAUUAUUGAAGAGGACCUUGAGACCAAACCGUGGACAUUUUUAUUUAAAGCCCAUGUUCCAUGUUCCACAAUAGUGUGCAACAGAAUGGCCAAAUGUCUGAGAUUCUCGGACCACCAUAUUUAUUAUGGGCUUCACUGAAAGGCGUACAAAAUAUUUUCUGAGAUAUAUCAUCAAAAAUCAGGAAAAUGAAGUCGCAUUUUUUGAAAUACUUAUAUAUUUAUCAUCAUAUUAGACUGUUUUGUACUGCAGGUCAUCUCUGGGCUGACUGAAGCACCAUCACGAUUAAUUUCUUGUUCCAAGGUUAAGACCAUGAAUAUACAGUAUAUAUAUAUAUAUAUAUAUACGCAUUGUAACUCUAAACGUUUUUACCCAUUUGACAGAUUUCAACAUGCCGCUUGGGUCAUGGUAUAGCCAAUAUCAGGAGAGAAGUUCUCUAGCUACGGUUACUGAAGUCUAGCCUGUGCUCUGAAUUUCUCUUUUGUGAUCACAUCUCAGCCGUUCUCUUUGUAACAGUGUAGAAUAUUCCUAUUCAGUGUAAUGUAAUAACCUUCCAAAUAUUAAAUACAAAAUUUAAAAAUGA
Molecule: messenger RNA, 1472 nt
Organism: Tachysurus fulvidraco (yellow catfish)
Lineage: Eukaryota; Metazoa; Chordata; Actinopteri; Siluriformes; Bagridae
Gene: timm23a
Product: translocase of inner mitochondrial membrane 23 homolog a (yeast)
Exons: 8
Coding region: 289-900 (203 amino acids)
Biological process (GO): protein import into mitochondrial matrix
Cellular component (GO): TIM23 mitochondrial import inner membrane translocase complex; mitochondrial inner membrane
Molecular function (GO): transmembrane protein transporter activity
Source: RefSeq, a predicted model, not a curated record